AAGAAAUUUUAAUGGCUUCUCAGCCGGGAGCGACGAUUCCAGCGCCAGCGCCUGGAGCAGGGGCCGCGGCUCCAGCGCCGGCUCCUCCUCCAAAAUCAGAGAUCCUACAGCAGUGCAAUCUCCCGGCGCUGAGGACGCGCAUGCACGAUUUGCAGGCCAUUCUCACCCGGAUCACGCAUUCGAUCCACACGAAUCCAUCCUCGAAGUGGGGAGACGUGCUGGGCCAGUUCUCGGUCGUGAACUUGGAGCUCAUUAGCUUGGUGGAGGAGAUCAAGCCGAUACUGAGGGCCUUUGUGGUCUAUCCCAAGAAUGUGAGCGCUGGAAUGGCACCAAUUCUACCGAUAAUGCUCUCGUCCAAGCUUUUGCCCGAGCUGGAAGCUGAGGAGAUGGCCUUGAAAGAGCAAGUUUUGCAACCAAUGUCGAAUCUCCCGCUCCACGUCCAAACGGAGAAACUCCAGAAGCAAAUAGAGCUGGUCCGAUCUGUCUGUGAUGCGGCAGAGAAGGUUAUAUCCGACUCGAGAAAAGCACUCGGGCUUGGAGCACGUCAAGGCUUGCCUCCACUCCCAACGAUUGACAAGGCUGUUGCGGCCAAAAUCCUGGAACAGGAGAAGCUGCUUCAUGCUGCCGCAAACUUUGGCGAAGGUCUCAGAAUUUUACCGGAACAACGAAACGCUCCCGUCGUCCUACCACCUCAUAUUGCUUCGGCAUUGGCAUCCGCCGACGAUGGAAAAGGAGCUCCGAUUAUCGGUGGAAUGCGACCGACGACUCCACAACAGAUCAUCGCAAACGCGACGAUGAAUGGAGCUCCAGCAGCAGCUGCCGCUCUGGCGGGAUUUGUGAACUCUCCAAGGCCCGGGGAUCUGCAAGCUCAGCAACAGCAGCAGCAGCAGCAGCAACAACAACAGCAACAGCAGCUACUUAUGCAACAGCGAAAUACUAAAGUCCAGCAGCUGCAAAAGCAUUUCCACCAAUUACGCCAGCCCGCACCAGCUCUACAACAGAUGCAAGUGGCGAACCAGGCACAAUCCGCGAAAAUGCAGCAAUUCUCACAGAGCCACCUUCAAAUGAAUCAACAACAGCAGCACGCUGCUCAACUUCAUCAACACAUGCACCUACAGCAAAUGCAUAUACAACAGCACAACGCACAAAUGCAGGGCCAGCCGCAACUGGCACAAGCAAAUCAAAUGCGUCCUCACUUGGCGAACUAUGGAAACGCCCAAACUUCACUUCUUUCUUCCAAUAUGCAAGGACUCUCGCAACCGGGUUUGCAAAGGCUACAGUUCGGAGGAGGAUUGGGAGGCGGCCAUUCUCAGCGACAGAUUCUUCAGGACUCUCUGUACAUGAGUGGAAAUCAGUCAGCUGCGCCGCUUGGCUUGCCUCUACAGCAGCAAAUGCCCGGACAGACAAACUACACCCUCAUGAACCCCAACCAAAAUCCACUUCUCAGCCCAUCGCCCAACACAAUCCACAACAGCCUGCUCAACCAAGGACUUAUGAAUCCAAACGCUUUGGCUUUCAGGCAGCAGCAGCAGCAGCAACAGCAGCAACAACAGCAACAACAGCAGCAACAGCACCAACACCAACAGCAGCAACAGCACCCUCCUCCAAAUCAGUAAAGCACGAAAUGGAAAAGAAAAGCUACCAACAAUGCAACGAGAGGAUUGUCCAAAAUGCGAGCUUACUUCUAGUCGAA
Molecule: messenger RNA, 1693 nt
Organism: Selaginella moellendorffii
Lineage: Eukaryota; Viridiplantae; Streptophyta; Lycopodiopsida; Selaginellales; Selaginellaceae
Product: mediator of RNA polymerase II transcription subunit 8
Exons: 13
Coding region: 12-1616 (534 amino acids)
Cellular component (GO): mediator complex
Source: RefSeq, a predicted model, not a curated record